UCAGGUAUGCUAGAUUCAUUGUCGUAGUCUUUAAAUCAGAAGUGUUUUGUAUAAAAAUGAACGGGAAAGUAAUUGUCCUCCUUGUUGCGUUGAUGGCGGUAUCAUGUUACAGCACACCAUACAAACGUGUUUCAAAUAAAAAGUCCUGUCCAUGUUUUAAAAUAUACCUCCCAGUGUGUGCAUCUAACAGAGAGAGUUACGACAAUUUGUGUGAGUUCCAAUGUGCUGCGGACCAUUUAUUGCUCACAGAAAAUAUUAAACUGGAAAUAAUUAAGGAGGACCGCUGUGACUCCUUUGACUUCAGUGAUGGCUAUGGCCAAUAGUGCAACUCUCCAAGUAAUAAUAAGCUACAGAGCAGCAGUAUUUAUUGUAAAUAUAUAAAUUUUAAAAUGUG
Aricia agestis (brown argus) is the source of this 394-nucleotide messenger RNA. RefSeq lists its product as uncharacterized. The transcript is spliced from 3 exons. Lineage: Eukaryota; Metazoa; Arthropoda; Insecta; Lepidoptera; Lycaenidae. The coding region runs from base 57 to 323 and encodes 88 amino acids. The record is from RefSeq and is a predicted model, not a curated record. Gene Ontology annotation, molecular function: protein binding.